AUGUCUCUGUCCUCAAGAGGCGAAGCUCUAGCCCGAAUCGGCUUCGACCACGGGCCCCUCGAAGAAUACCACCCACUCACGAACCCUCAUGGUACCGUGAAGUUCCUCUACGCCGAGAACCGCCUGAUGCACGACGCCCUCGCCACCUUCAUCAACACCAAUUCGACCCCCAUAACCUCAACCCACCUCUCCUACAACGAAGGCUACACCGGCACCUCCCGCCUCCGCGCCGCCACCGCCACCCACCUCAACACCCACUUCCACAUCCCUUCCCACCAAUCCCUAACCCCCGAAUCCAUAACCUUCGCCGCCGGCGCCACCGCCCUCAACGAAGCCUUAGCCCUCACGCUCUGCGACCCCCGCCCCGCCACCGACCAUGCCAGCGAUGCGAACGCGAGUACGAGCCGUGACGCCAUCCUUCUGGCCAAGUACAACUACGGCGCCUUCCCGACGGAUUUCGCGGCCAGGACGGGCGUGGAGCUCGUGUAUGCGAAGUUCAAUGGGGGAGAGCAGUUUUGUGGUGGAGGAGAGGACGAGAGCGUGAUGAGGCCGUAUGAGAGGGCGUUUGAGGAGGCAAAAGGUCGAGGGUGCAGGGUUCGGGCAGUGGUGCUGUGUAAUCCGAAUAAUCCGUUGGGACGCUGCUACUCCCGUCAAGCCCUCGCGGCGCUGAUGCACUUCUGCCGGCGGCGCGCCCUGCACCUCAUCAGCGACGAGAUCUACGCGCUGUCCGUCUACGAGGUCCCCGGGCGCGCAAACGAGCAUUUCACCUCCGUCCUCGCCAUCGACCACGCCGGCCUCGUCGAUUCGCGGCGCGUGCAUGUCCUGUACGGCCUGUCCAAGGACUACGCGGCGGGCGGCCUCCGCCUGGGCUGCCUGAUCUCGCACAACGAGGCGCUGCACCGCGCCGUGCGUGGCGGUGUCUGCCGCUUCAGCAGCCCGUCGAGCCUGUCGAUGGAGGUCGCGGCGCGCAUGCUCGAGGAUAGGGGGUGGAUGAAUGGGUUUUUGAGGUCGAGUGUGGCGGCGUUGGCGAGGCAGCGGGUGCUGGCGGAAGGGCUGUUAGAUGAGGCUGGCGUGGGGUAUUAUAGGGGAGGGAACGCUGGGCUGUUCAUGUGGCUGGACCUGUCUCCCUGCUUGCGUCUGGAUGAGGUGGGUGGUGAUGGGUGGGCGGCGGAGAGGAUGUUGACGAAGCGGUUGCUGGAAGGAGGCGUGGUUAUGUCGACUGGGGAGCGGUAUCAGUCGGAGGAGCCGGGUCGAUACCGUAUGGUUUUCUCCUAUGAUGAAGCGACGCUGCAGGAGGGCAUUCGGCGGUGA
Cyphellophora europaea CBS 101466 is the source of this 1311-nucleotide messenger RNA. RefSeq lists its product as uncharacterized. The record is from RefSeq and is a predicted model, not a curated record. Gene Ontology annotation, molecular function: pyridoxal phosphate binding; transaminase activity. The coding region runs from base 1 to 1311 and encodes 436 amino acids. Gene Ontology annotation, biological process: biosynthetic process; amino acid metabolic process. The transcript has 5 exons. NCBI's taxonomy places the organism in Eukaryota, Fungi, Ascomycota, Eurotiomycetes, Chaetothyriales, Cyphellophoraceae.